Molecule: messenger RNA, 900 nt
Organism: Saccharomyces mikatae IFO 1815
Lineage: Eukaryota; Fungi; Ascomycota; Saccharomycetes; Saccharomycetales; Saccharomycetaceae
Gene: CWC27
Product: putative peptidylprolyl isomerase CWC27
Exons: 1
Coding region: 1-900 (299 amino acids)
Biological process (GO): protein peptidyl-prolyl isomerization
Cellular component (GO): catalytic step 2 spliceosome
Molecular function (GO): peptidyl-prolyl cis-trans isomerase activity
Source: RefSeq, a predicted model, not a curated record
AUGUCCAGUAAUAUAGAGCCUCAGACAACAGCCAAAUGUAUACUAUAUACAACGAAAGGGGAUAUUGUCGUUGAAUUAUGGGCUAAAGAGUGCCCUGAGACAUGUAAGCGGUUCUUGACGAUGCUUUCAGAUGGAGCAUUCGUCAAUGGAGAGUUUAAUGAGUUGAAGCCAACUCAAUGGCUGAGAUUUAAUGCAACUAGAACUGGGGAGCAUUGCACAGUUCCUCAGGAAAGAAAUCCACGGUUAAGGUUCAAUAAGGAUGGACUUUUGGGUUGGGAUAGACAAAGGAAUACAUGGUUUAUAACUGUGCAGACCGAUUCUAAGCAUGUCCUUAACGAUUGUAAUGUCUUUGGGAAAAUCGUUGGAAAAUCUAUCUAUAUUUUCAGAGAGAUUUUGGGCGGCGAAAUUGAAGCUCUCAAUGAUGAGGCCAAACAAUUCAUGUACCCUGCAGUUUUGAAGGAUUUUGAGAUCACUAUACCAUUCUUUGAAGACAUUUUUCCAUCAAAAAAAAGACUGCAAGAUAGUGAAGAAAAAGAGCAACGUCCAAAAAAAAAAUUUAUGAUACCUGCGAAGGUCAAGAUGAUAUAUGAAGAUGAUGAAGAGGACGAUGAUGUUGCUAUUGAUGUUAUAAAGACUAAAACAAAAAAGAGGAUGGUUCUCCCAGCGUGUAUCAAAGAUGAGAGCUCAAGCGAAAUCUAUAGGUCUGCCAUGCCUUUAGGCCAGCAACAAAAACCGCCUAUUACCGAACAGAUGGAGUCGCAUAAAAGUGUUAGCAGUUCAACUAUUGGAAUUACGGCAGGUAACGAUAACGAAGAAAUGAUAGACAAAAGAGAACGGGACACUUUGGAAAUGUUAACCAAAUUCCAGCAACGAAUAAAAAACAAGAAGAUUUUGAAGUGA